AUGUACGAGCAUGUGGAAACACAUUACAAGACGGAAGUACAGAUAACCGAAGUCCGGAGUCAAGGGGAUUACCAUAAGGGGAUAGACACUGAUUUAAGGUUCUGGGUUCAGGGAUGGAUACAGAUGAUAUCCAGAGACCUGGAUAUGAAGGUAAAUGGAUCUGGGCCGAUAGUGGACUGGAAGUCUGGGGGCAUGGAUAAGGGUAUGGAGGGGUGCAUGGAUGAGGAUAUGCGGAUGUGUGCAUGUGCAGGGGUGCAGGGAUCCAGACAGAUAAAGGAUCAGAGGUCUGGAGGCUUGGACAGGGGGUAUGGAGGUCCGGAUGUCUAUACCUCUCCCACUGCACACUUGCUUCCCGAUGUCAUUCCUUAUGAGCCUCUUUGGGACCCUCGCGAAGACCACAAUUCUUCUCCCGAUGAUACUGAUAGGCCGCUCUCUACAUGUUGGGUGUACGGAGCUUGUCUGUGGUUUCCUCUUAUACCUUUGAAUCCUACCUUCGAUGGGCCAAUCUUUGGAUGGCUCAAUCACUCCAGGUUCUCACUCCUCAUGGAGGUGGAUUCACAGGGAAAGCACGUUCUCCACCACGAUAUUCGGGAAAAAUGGGUCGCCUUAGAGCAGAAAUUGCUCUGGUGCCAGGAACAUUUGGUCACAUACAGACACGAACCUUGCAAAAAAGGUCGCAAUGAGGUUGUGGAACACAUUUCUAUGCACGUAAUCGCCGCUACCCGCUCAUGGUACAUCAUGACUCAUCGACACCACAGUUCCAAUUGUCCCUGGACAGCUAUCUUAACGAAUGGCCCCAAGUAUCCCAUACCUGCUGAAUGGGUUCUUGAGUUGUCCCGCUCAUUCGUUGGAGAUCUCACAAUAGGCGUGCCACGUACAGGAGCCUUCAUUUCUUCCAAUCAGUGCCCUUGGCAAGUUCAAUUGCCCAUUUUUGAGAAGUUCUCAAUCCCGAUUUGGGUUUGCUUUUCCCAAAAUGUGUCUACUGUUGAUUCCAGCUUGCGUCAUUAUAUCCCAUCUCAGGGAGCUAUCACCCGUGCGACCGAGUCAGUCCAACGGGGUCAGCUAGAUGACAGUUCGUGGGGUCAGCAGGAUGACAGUACAUGGGGUCAACCGGUCAACAACGGUCAGCGCACCCUUGGAUGGGACAGUAGUGUACUUGGAUGGGGUCAAGCCAGUGGAGAGCAGCCCAUAUCCGAUAUUCCUGAAGUCCAUGUAAACUCUCUAUUUCCAAUCCCCCAACCCCACUCUGGACGAAAGCAAGGAGAAGAUUGGAAGGCAUUCUUUGCAUGGUGCUGUGAGGAGAAUAAGAAAAAAGAGGAGAAAGAGACACCAGCUCGACGUCAGUCCCGUCAGAGCCGCGAGUCUGCAGCAAUGAGCCACAGCAUUCCUGGCAAAUCUAGCACAGUCGUGGUGUUCUAA
Molecule: messenger RNA, 1419 nt
Organism: Suillus subalutaceus
Lineage: Eukaryota; Fungi; Basidiomycota; Agaricomycetes; Boletales; Suillaceae
Exons: 7
Coding region: 1-1419 (472 amino acids)
Source: RefSeq, a predicted model, not a curated record